Messenger RNA from Dioscorea cayenensis subsp. rotundata (Guinea yam), 2281 nucleotides. Its product is annotated as vacuolar-sorting receptor 1-like. The record is from RefSeq and is a predicted model, not a curated record. Gene Ontology annotation, molecular function: calcium ion binding. The coding region runs from base 192 to 2060 and encodes 622 amino acids. Lineage: Eukaryota; Viridiplantae; Streptophyta; Magnoliopsida; Dioscoreales; Dioscoreaceae. The transcript has 13 exons.
ACCCCGAGAAUUCCAAAUAAAAGACGCUGCGAAUCCGAACACGUCGCUCUUAUUAGUUCUCUCGCACGUCAAUCAAGCCAUUCUUUGAUCCCUUCGCCUUCGUCUCGAAGCAAAAAGAUCCAAUUUUUCGAUCCCUACUGCCCGCCCCGAUCCAGAUUAGGUUUUGCUGGUGAUCUUGGUUUGGGGCUAGGAUGGGAGGAGGAAAGGUUUGGUUGCUCUCGUUGUGUGUUGUUUUUCUCUGGGGUGGUUGUUUGGGGAGGUUUGUGGUGGAGAAGAACAGCUUGAAGGUGACAUCGCCGGAUUCGUUGAAGGAUGUUUAUGAGUGUGCGAUUGGGAACUUUGGGGUUCCUCAGUAUGGUGGGACUAUGGUUGGGAUUGUGACUUACCCUAAGGCAAAUCGAAAGGCUUGUAAAAGCUUUGAUGAGUUUGAUAUCUCCUUCAAGACUAAACCUGGAGGGCUUCCAAUUUUUCUCCUUGUGGAUAGAGGAGAUUGCUAUUUCACAACAAAGGCAUGGAAUGCACAAAAUGCUGGAGCUGCUGCAAUUCUUGUUGCAGAUGACAAGUUGGAACCUUUAAUAACAAUGGACUCACCUGAAGAAGGUGGAGAAGAUCAUGUACAGAAUAUUACCAUUCCUUCGGCACUCAUCAGCAAAGCCUUUGGCGAUAAACUCAAGGAAGCUCUUACAAAUGGUGAAAUGGUUAAUGUCAACCUGGAUUGGAGGGAAUCAUUGCCCCAUCCUGAUGAACGUGUGGAGUAUGAAUUCUGGACAAACAGCAAUGAUGAAUGUGGGCCUAAGUGUGAUGCUCAAAUAGAAUUUGUGAGGAACUUUAAAGGUCCAGCACAAAUCCUUGAGCAAAAGGGCUAUACACAGUUCACCCCACAUUAUAUUACUUGGUAUUGCCCUGAAUCUUUUGUUCUGAGCAAGCAGUGCAAAUCACAGUGCAUCAACCAUGGGAGGUACUGUGCACCUGAUCCUGAGCAGGAUUUCAGCAAAGGAUAUGAUGGGAAAGAUGUUGUUGUCCAGAACUUGCGUCAGGUCUGCGUGUUCAAGGUUGCUAAUGAAAGUGGAAAGCCUUGGCUAUGGUGGGAUUAUGUUUCUGAUUUUUCAAUCAGAUGCCCUAUGAAGGACAACAAGUACACCAAGGAAUGUGCUGAAGAAGUUAUCCGGUCAUUGGGUGUUGAUAUCAGGAAGGUGAAUGAUUGUGUUGGAGAUCCUGAUGCAGAUAAGGCAAACCCCGUGCUUAAAGCUGAACAGGAUGCACAGAUUGGCAAAGAUUCUCGUGGAGAUGUUACCAUCUUGCCAACUCUCGUUAUCAACAAUAGGCAAUACCGAGGUAAGCUAGACAAGGCAGCGGUGCUUAAAGCAAUCUGUGCAGGCUUUAAGGAGACCACGGAGCCAGCUGUUUGUUUAACUGAUGAUAUAGAAACCAAUGAAUGUCUGGAAAACAAUGGUGGAUGCUGGCAAGAUUUGGCUGCUAAUGUUACUGCUUGCAAGGAUACUUUCCGUGGAAGAGUGUGUGAGUGUCCUGUUGUACGAGGUGUGAAAUUUGUCGGUGAUGGGUAUAACCAUUGUGAAGCUUCUGGUCAAGGACGAUGUGAAAUUAACAAUGGAGGAUGUUGGCAUGAUACACAAAAUGGGAUUACACAUUCAGCUUGUAAUGCGGAAUCGGAUGGAUGCAAAUGCCCGGCCGGCUUCAAAGGUGAUGGUGUCAAGACAUGUGAAGAUAUCGAUGAAUGCAAAGAUAAAUCAGCCUGCCAGUGCCCGGAGUGCAAUUGCAAAAACACAUGGGGAAGUUACGAUUGCAGUUGCAGUGGUGAUCUCUUGUACAUGAAAGAGCAUGAUUUAUGCAUAAGUAAGAAGUCUUCGACGAAGUAUAGCUGGGGUUUUCUGUGGGUUAUAUUCCUUGGCCUCGCUAUAGCUGGAGUCGGAGGAUAUGUAGUGUACAAGCACCGUAUUCGGACUUACAUGGAUUCGGAGAUUCGCGCCAUCAUGGCUCAAUACAUGCCUUUAGAUAAUCAACCCGAAACUGCCACCCAUGGCCCCUUUGCUAACAUCUGAUUCGCGGCAUUUGCUGCUGCUGCUGCUGUUUCAGUUCAUGGGAUCAUUGCUUUCGCUUCGCUGUUUCGAUGAGAUGAUCUCUUUGCAUAUACAUAGUUAUGUAAAUUCCGAACUCAGUAUGAACAGUAUCUAAAAUGGUGUUUAGGAUUUGGAUCUUUCUCUCCCUUUUUUGAAUUUUAUUUAUUUUAACAUGCUUGCCAAAAUAAUUUUCUUUUGGGAUC